AUGAGUUCAGCGGGAGCGGAUUCAUCUGUAGCGUCUGAUGGAGCCGAGACUGCAAGGGCUAGGAAGACGUACACAACCAGUCAGCUGCAGUCUUUCUCGGAGUUCCCGAGGUGCAAGGAACCGCCUUCAGGGUUCGAUCCGUCGCCAUGGAGGGUAUUGAUGCAGGGAUUUGUUCCGGUCCCUCAAGGCGUUCAUGGGCCACCUCGCCGCGACUGGAACAACCGGGCAUCUGACGCCAGCAGCAGCUGGAGAGCAGGCGGCGCAGGGGGGCCAGGCGCAGGCGCAGGCGGAGGCGCGGGAGGAGGCGGAGGCGCGGGAGGAGGCGGAGGAGGGGGAAAAGCUGACGGCACUGCUGGCGGUUCUGGCGGUGAUUUCGGUCCUGGGACCAGGCCGUACGGUGGUGCCUACGGUGCUUCGCAUGCUGGUCCGCAUGGGGGAUCGUAUGGUAGGCCGUACGGCCCACAUCACAGCGGCUCCAUCCCAGGGUCUGUUACCAGCGCAGCCAGUAACGCGUAUGGCCCGGAUAAGCCAAGCAGUGACGGGGCUCCUCCGGGGUUUGACGGGUCUGGCCCGGGGUAUGGGCUCAGGAGCAGGUACCAACCCGCAGGGAUGCUUGGCAGGGGCGAGAGAGGAGGAGGAAGCGGGGGCGGCAGGGGGUGGGAACGAGGCGGAGGAGAGAGGGGAGGGGGGUAUGGGCGGGGUAUGGGGGCGCGAGGGUUUGGGGGUGGUAUGGGGAGGGGGGGAGGAGGAGGCGAUGGUGGAUAUGCCGGUUCUGCGCCCAGACAGAGGCCAGGAGGAGAGGAUGGCUCUGCUCGCAAGCCGUACGUGCCGGGGGCGCCGCUGAUGGUGGAGGACUCGUUCAACGACGAGACGUUCGGAGGGAGCAGCAGAGAUGCCCGGCGGAUGGAGGAAGAGAAGAGGCGCCGCGAGGAGUUCGAGCAGUUCCGAAGGGCGCAGCACCAGAAGCAGGGAGGCCCACCGCAACCACCGGGAUUCCAGGCACCCUCCUCCCUCACCUCCACCACCACCACAGCCGCUACAGCCGCCGCAGGCACAGCAAGCUCAGGAGCCCCUCACAGGGCGCCGCUGUCUCAGGCAGAGCUGCAGCGCAGGAGGCACGACGAGGACUCUCUCUGGGACGCCCCUGCUCUCUCAGCAGAGCAGCAAGGGCGUUCCGCGUAUCAGAACCUCGCAGCAGCCGAAGAGGAGGACGACUCAGAGCCCCUCGCAUCGCCCCGUGCCACAGAGGACUCAAAUUUGGGUGUGAAGGAUGUGCAGUCAGGGGGGGCAUUGGCAGCAGCGCUGGCGCCGUCUGUGGCGGCGCUCAUGGGCCUGGCGCCCGCAGCUCCGCCUGGCUUUCCCGCUGCUGCUGCGCUGGGGGUGAGUGCAAAUGUACCUGCACCUGCUGCUGUUGCUGGUGGUGCGCCUGGGGUGGGUAGCUCUGGCGGAGGGGGCGAGGGAGAGAAUCUGGUGGCGUGGCUGGGAGGAAUCAUGGCUGGAGCAGGCGCUGGUGCGGGUGCUGGUGGAGGCGCAAGUGUUGGUGGCAGUGCUGGUGCUGGGGGAACGUCGGUGGCGCACCUUUUGAGUGGGCUUGCUCCGCCUGGGAUCCCUCCCGCCUCUGCGUCUCUCUCGCUGGAGGACGUGGAGAGGGAGUUGCAGCAGUCAGCGCGUGGGGAUGUAGUCAAGGAUCAAGUCAAGGAAGACCGUGAGCGUGAACCCAACACGGCCGCGGGCGUGCUUGCGUUGAGUGACGAGAGGGGUGGUGUUGAUGUGGGGAAGGGAGGAGGAGGGGAGGCAGGGCAGCGUCUUUCUGUGAACGAUCUGUUUGCUGGCUCUGGGUUGGGGUCUGGGUUGUUGGUGGCAGGGGUUGAGAGCGCAGCAGGAAGAGGAGAAAGAGGAGGAGGAAGUGGAGGAGGAGGAGGAGACACGUUGGGUGGGUGGCCAGCAGCACUGUCGGGACGUGUGGCUCUUGCGUCAGACCUUGAGGCAGAUGCUGGGGUAGGCUCAUCUGGGAUGGAUUCUGUUGCGGCUCUGAGCGAUCCUGCUAAAGUGGAUGCUGUGGAUAAUGCUGCAGUGGGAGUGCUGGUAAAUGCUGCUGUGUCACCCUUCCCCGCCCACCCUCCUAUCCCUGAAGGGUCUACCUCCCCCAGCUGGUCCCUGCCUCCAGAAUCAUCCCUCUUCGGUCCCUCCCCAGACAAGCAAACCAGAUCAUCUGCAGAAGUAGAAGCAGAAGCCUUUACAGAUGCUACAGCUGCGGCUAUUGCUCCUGAUUUGCUGCUUGAUGCCUCGACUUCUUCAGCUGCUGACGCCACCUCGGCUCUUUCCAAGCUGCUCACUGGCGGUGGCAACAGUUACAGUAGCAGCAGCAGCACAGGCACAGGCACGGGCAUGGGCACAUGCACGGGCUUAGGUACCGGCGCUGGAUUUCAGCAGAGGGGCAUCUGGGGCGGGAUGGGCUUUGGAGCGCUCUUGGCUGGGGGUGCAACUGGCACCUCAGCGUUCUCCACCGGUCAAACCAGUCAACCCGGUCUUGAUUGGUCUUCUGGGCCUCUUGGCUCUGGAGCAGCGUGGGGAGCAGCAGGAUCGGGGAAAGGGUUUGCGGAGGGCAAGGCAGGGAGGGAUUGGGGCAGUGCGGAGGGUUCUGCGAGCAAGAGUGGGGGGAAAGAGAACGGGCUUGACUCGUCUUUGGCUUCUUCUGCUGCCGCUGCUGCUGCUGCGGAGGCUGCUGCCGGUGCUGCUCUGUUGUGGGGUGGAGGGGGAGUGGGGGGUGGAACACCAGAGGCUCUGCUGGAGUUGAUGCGAGGGGAGAAGAAGGGGCAGCAGGCAGGUGGUAGUGGUGGUGUGAUGGAUGAGAGCUCUCGGGAGGGGUUAUCUGGGUUUGUCGGGAAUGGAGUGAGAGGAGGGAGGGAGGGCAAGGGCGGGAGUGGUGACUCGAUGAGUGGGAGUAGUGUGUCGCUUCUGACGCAGCUGUUCACGAAUCCCAAGAGCUACGAAUCGAGCACGUUGGGAGAGGGCGAGACGCUGGGGGCGAGGCUGGCAAGCAUUCAGAGUGCCCUGCACCAUGCCACAGCAGCACAACAACCGGCAGGCGCACAGGCAUCACUCCCAUCAGCCCACGAUGCAGCAGCCAUCGAGUCACUCUUGGAGGCACCCUCUCAACAAGCUGCUCCUUAUUUCUCUCUCUAUCACCCCCUUCGCCCCUUAUCCAAUCCCUCUUUCCCCUUUGGCCCCUUAGCAGGCACGCAGGUAUCACUGCCUUCUGCCCACGAUGCAGCAGAAAUCGAGUCACUCUUGGAGGCUCUCUCCCAGCAAGCUGCUCCCACCGCUGCUGCAGCUGCAGCAGGCAGGGGAACAAUCGCUGCAGCCGCUGCUGCUGCGCCCACCUCCACCACUGUGGUAACCAGCGGUAACAGCAGCAACGCCGCUGGUGGCGGCGGCGGUGGCAGCAGCGUUGGUGCUGGCUUUGGCAGCGGUUUUGAGAGCAGGAGCAUACCCCUCUCUACCCUCUUUUCUCCCAAUCAAACCUCAUCUUCAGCGUCCGUGCCUAUGGCUUCUCAACCGGCAAGCACCAGGGGCAGCACCAGCAUUGACAGCGCCACCAAUCACAGCAGGGGCGGAAGGGCAGCAGCAGCAGCAGCAGGGCCUUGGCACCAGCCUGGGCCGCACUCGUCUGCUGCUGCCCUAAACCUUGGAAACAUGCCUCUGCCCGUGCCUCUGCCCAUGCCUGUGGGUCCGAGUCUGGAAGACAUUGAGAGAGGGGAAGGUGGGACUGGUGGCGGUGCUUCUGGGAUCUCUCUGCCGUUUCCUUUCCCUGUGUCCUCCCAGGGUCGAUCAGGCCAGUUCUUGGAAGCAGAGCAAGGUGCGGGCUUGGAAGGGAAGGUAGGGAAUGAGGGAGGGGCCAUGAGGGCCAUGCGAACCAUGCGAGCCAUGCCAGCCAUGCCAGCCAUGCCAGGGGCGGUGCAGUGGCAGAGCUUGGAGGAGAUUGAGGCGUCAAUGCUGCAGUCAGCCGAGGGGCAGGGGCAGGGGCAGGGGCAGGGGCAGGGGCAGGGGCAGGGGCAGGGGCAGGGGCAGGGGCAGGGGCAGGAUGAACGCUUGGAAGCUUCUAGCUCAGGAAACCCUCAUCCGCCUGGUUUGGGGCAGCUGUUGGUGCCUGGUCUGCUGGCUGCCACGGGCCAAGUCGGGGAUGGGUCUGGCAGUGGUGCGCCGGGAGGGUCCUCUGCUGCUUCUAUGCAUCUGCUGUCGCUGCUGACUGGUGGGGCACAGGAAGAAGCAGGAGGUGGGAGAGAUGAAGCAGAAGCAGCUGAUGGUUUUGUUGCUGGCACUGGAGGUUCCGUGGCGUUGGGGGCACAUGAGGGUAAGGGCAGCGCCACUGGUAGUGGUGGCUGUGGCAACGGGCAUGUGCAUGGGCGGGUGGGUGUGCAUUCAGAUGCAGAUGCAAAUGCCGAUGCAAAUGGUGGUGUUGAGAUUGCUUGUGAAAAGGAUGGGAAAUUACCUGUUGCUGCUUCUGCGAAGGAGAUGGCAGCAGGUGUGGAUAAGCAGAUAGCAUCAGACACUGAUAAGCAGAAAGAAGCAGGCGGUGGUGAUAAGCAGAGUGCAGCAGCAGAUGCUUGUGAGGCCGCAAAUGCAGGCAGUAAGAGCGGGGAGAAGAAGGGUGAUAUGGAAGCAGGCAAAAUGGUGAGUGAACAACGCUCGUGUGAGGGAAUCCCAGUUGUAGCAGCAAAGGCAGAUGGUGAAGAUACCACACCAGCAGCAGAAGAAUCAGCAGCAACAGCAGGAGCAGCAGCCACAGCAGCAGCAACAGCAGCAGCAGGAGUAGAAGAGCGAGGGGAGGGAGAAAGAGACGGUAACAGCUCUGUAGAUGCACUGCAAGGGAGGAAGGAGAUGGCGAAGCAAGAGCCUCGGCAGCAGCAGGUGCAGAAGCCUGGUAUUGUGAAGCGGCUGUUUGGGUUCUUCCAGAGCAACCCCGCCCCUCCCGCACAACCUGCUGCUGAUUCUGCUGAUGCUGAUCAUUCUGCUGCUGCUGAGGAGGAGUCAACGCAGGUGGGCAAGCAAACGUCAGUCGGGGAUAGCAACGAGCAAAGGGAUGGAAAGGGCGGGGAGUUUGCUCUUAGGGGGGAAAGCGAGAGAAAGGAGGAGCAGGAGAAGGGUGCCAGUGAAGGGAACACGCUAAGCAGCAGCAGUGAGUGUGUGGGUGAUAAGAGGGCAGUGGUUGCUGACAAUGGUGGGGUGCACAAUGGUUCUGAGGCGGUACAGAUGGGUGGAGAGGAAGGGAAGUCGUGCGAUAAUGCAGGAAAGGAAGGGGGAUUGGGGGAGCAGAAGGAGAGGGGUGGAAAGGCAAUCGUGCAAGAUACGGGCAGCCAAGACAAGCAAUUGAACAAUUAUAACACGGAAGAGCAAAACCAGGAGCAGGAGCAGAAGCAGCAGCGGGAACAGCAGCAGCAGCCUUCCUCUCCUCCCUCCCUCCCCAUGCCGUUCCCAGUGCACCCAUCCAUGUCCCCCUCUCCACAGCCCCAUCCUCCACCUAUGCAUUCUCUCCCACACACCAUGCACUCGCCGCAACCCAUGAUGAUGCACCCAUUCCAGCAACAGCCGCCCUUCACUCACAUGCUUCAGAAGACAGGUGAUUCCCGCCCACAUGCUGUGCCCGGUAGUUCUCUACCGCCCUGGCUCCCAGUCGAGCCAGGCCGACCUCCCGCUUUUGAGUCGACUCAAAAGCAGAAGGCAGGUGAUUCCCACCCACAUGCUGUGCCUGGUAGUGCCCUCCCGCCCUGGCUCCCAGUAGAGCCAGGCCGACCUCUUGAUUACCAGCAGCAGCAACAGGACCACCAGCAGCAGCAGCACCACCAGCACCAGCAGCAGAACCAGCAGCAGCAGCAGCAGCAGCAGCAGCAGCAGCAGCAGUACCACCAGCAGCAGCAGCAGCAGUACCAGCAGCAGCAGCAGCAGUACCAGCAGCAGCAGCAUCAGCAGCAGCAACAGCAGCAGCAGCAGAAUCAGCAGCAGCAGCAACAGAUGCCUCCCCAUGCACCUAUCCAACAUCACCCCGGGCUCAACCCCUCUCCCUUCCCUCCUGGCAUGCCAUUCCCCACCAUCCCGCCGCCAGGUCUCCCCCCUCCUGGCAUGUACCCACAUCCCAUGCUUUCCCAUGCCAGAGGCCCAUUCGCGUUCCUGCCCCACCACUUAUCUCCGCAUCCCCCCAACCACUCUUCCUCCUCCCCUUUCUCCUCCCCUCCCCCGUUCCCUGGCGCCCACCCCGCUGACCGCCCCCUUCUGCACUUCUUCCCUCCCCCUGGCGGUUCCCCCAGUCGGCCCCCCCACGGCCCCCUUCCCCCUCACGAGUUUCCUCCUCACAAUGUGGGUUCUGCACCGCACUCCACCGCUCCUCACCUUUCUCCACUGCAUACUGUAUCAGGAGCCAGUCCUGCAUUGCUUGGAUCCUCCCCUCCGCAAGCACCCACUCACAUCCCCAGUUAG
Molecule: messenger RNA, 6474 nt
Organism: Closterium sp. Naga37s-1
Lineage: Eukaryota; Viridiplantae; Streptophyta; Zygnematophyceae; Desmidiales; Closteriaceae
Source: the annotation of a GenBank genome assembly